CCUCCCUUCAGUCACUCUUGCCGGCUGCUGGCGUGCGGACAUUUCAGUCGGUUUAUCGUUACGACGCCAUUUAAACAAAAUUUCUCUUCCUUGUUUAUCUUCAUCUUGUGUUCAUAAUCUUUCAAACUUCUGGAUAAGACGUGAUACAAUAAAAACGACUCCGACGUCUAUCUUCAGCGACGGUAUUUGGUGACCAGUGAAAAAUAAACUAACAAAAAUGACAGACGAUAUUUGAAAACAAUUCUAAAACCGUAAACUAAAUAUAAACAAAAUGUAUACCUACAAAGACAUGAAGAUAGCAAAUAAUUAUUGCUAAGAGCUAAAAGGCUCUGAAACUUUAAUCCUCAAAUUUCAAUGCUAAAUUACAGACUAGUGUCAACGCAUUUUCUGAAGCAACCGUAACUUUACUUCUGACGAUAAAAUAUCUAUAGACUGUUUGUGUCGUACCAAUAUGUGCCGGGAUCGAGAUAUGCCGGUGCAAAGGAGCGACAUCAUCAAAUAAAUAUUUAUACGCAUCGUCGAGGAGCCUAGUGUAGUGUACAGUUUUCCGGCAAAACGGCGCGCGAUUUAAACGUACCGUUUCGUUUUGUUUCUUUUAUUUUGUUUUACAUCAAAGGAUAAGCAAUAGCCCUGUUAUUUGUUAUUGGUUUUGAAUAAACGGACAGGGUCUCGGCCGGACUCGGGACCCAACGCUACCCUGGCCAGUCGGAGCCGGCACAACAUUUCCAGGAUAUUCGACUCUAUAGUGGGCGCUGCGAGAUAUUGCAUUAAACACGUUACGGCCCAUCGCUUUUGGAAAUUUGGGAAUUUAAUUUCGAGUUAAGGUUUAAAAUCUGAAGCGAACAUGGUUCUAUUGGAAAUUCAUCAGGGUUACGGGCACGAUUCCGAGUGCUCGAGCGAACACCGGGUUGUAAUAUCUGGGCUCGGGUGGCGUGCGCAGUGCUGCGAGCGGAGCGAGGGUGAGAAGGAGAGGGAAGACAUGGCGGCACCGGAAUGCGAGCGAGAGGCGCGCAAGCGACGCGAGCGUCGUGAUUCCGGUUGCGCACACGAGCGAAAAGAGCGCAGACCACACAGUGAGGAGCGGACGCCACCACCUCCGCCACCUCCUCCACUACAUGACCAUAAUCGACUUGAGUCGGAACGCCGAGCGGAACGCCUCUCCCGCGCUCGUCGUCCUCAACAUGGUGGCAAGCGGCGCCGAGCACCCGCUCGCUUGCCACGACAACCCAAGGAAAACGACUACGUAGUAUCGCACACAGAGGAAAUAAGAAGUGGCACACCACCACAUUUCGAAUAUGUGGUGCAGCAAAAACCAGAACUGUGUGAAGACAGUGAGCAGUCCUAUGUGGCGGUCGGUGACGCAGUGGAACACACUCGACGUGACGAGCGCAGCGAACCGCCCCGUCGCUCUCAACCGAGCCCUGAUCGACGCGUCGAAAAAAUCAGCAAGAAGAUCAAUAGCUUAAAGAAAAACAUAGCUAAAUAUGAAUGCGACUUUGAAGCUCAAAACGGUUACACAAUGACCCAAAGUGAUCGUAUGACUGACGUUCAACUAACUCGUAUGUACGAAACAUUACGAAACUUGCAAUCAGAAAAGCGCUGUAUUAAAGCUGAUCCUGUGGAAUAUGCGCUGAAAGUUCAAGCUGCAAAAUUACAGAAAGAGAAGGACGAUAAACUCGAUGCAGCGCUUAAAAGCGAUAAACCCAUGGCCGAAGUCGUUCGCGAUAUUGAAGAGUGGGUGGAGUUCUGUCGCAAGUCCACCGGUAGAGCAAGUGUGCCGGAGUCGAACUGGACGGCGGCGCAGCUGGCAGCGGAGAAGGCGUGCGUGCAACGCGCGCUACUGCGACUGGAAGCAGCGCGCGGCCGCCCGCCCGCGCACUCUGCCGAGCGCGGCGCCGCGCGCCAUCUGUACGAGCGAUACCGUGCCGUCAAGCGGGCUCUAGCUACCUUCCGCCCUGAUGCUAUAAUCUGCGGUACAAACGGCGAGUUGGCCACCAUACAUGAACAUGAAACUAUGCUAUUUAACACGAGCGUCGAUAGUUCGAGCGACUCACAGGAGAAGCCGUCUGAUCCCUCCCAGGAAACUGUAGAGACGCCUCUCCAAUCGCCACCGACUCGUGAGGGUGCCGAGGAGAUGCCAUCUUCGACAUCAUCGGCCAAGUCCGCCACUACCAGUGAAGAGGCGACUCCUUCUAACGAAGGCUUACAUUGCCUCGGUUUAGAAGAUCUAACUAGAGCGCUUGGUGAAGCUAAACUACAAAAGCUGGUACUUCGUCGAUGCAUUAAAGAAUAUGAAGUCAAUUUUGAACUUCAGAACAGCAGGAAAGUUCAAACGGAUGACAAGAAGACACGUGAAGAGGAAUACCAGCGGUACAAAGCUGUUAAAGCCAGAAUAAAGCUUAUCAACGCUCUUAUAAAUAAACAGAAAACAUUGAAUAAAUCUUAAUUUAAUCAAUUAAUUUAACAACACAAUAAGAAAUAACGUUUUGAAAAAAAAGGUGUUGUUUAAGGAAAGGUAAUCUUUUGGAGUAUUGGGUCGCAUUAAUAAAGUAAAUUAUCGAGAGUCACUUUUUCUAAGGUAAAAGGUUAAAAAGUUAUUUAUAUUCGAAUUAUAGUACAAUACAAACGUGUAACAAUUCAACCCUUGUAUCUACUAACACGUUAGUCGAAGUGGGAACCAGUUCUCGUGCUAUAACUCUUGUAAAAAUAUUUCACAUUGUACUCCUACACAUAGGUAUAUUACAGGUAUAUCAUCAUACAUUCAUCUCAACAUUUAAAUUGAUGCAAUACAUAACUUUUUCUGUAAUAUGUUUAACAGUUCGUGUCAUUAGAGAUAUUAUAUUCUUAGGAAUGCUUGUUUAUGUUGUUUGAUAGAUGGUGAAGAAACCGAAUCACCCCGGAUGUUUGAAGAAUAGAUCUUUUGCUUUUGUUGUUUUUUGUAAUCGAUUAUACUAAUUUAUCACGUUGGAAAUUUUUCCCAGUGCCAAAAGUUCAACUAAUGAAUUUAUUUUAUUUGCCUCGACAUUAAAUAAAAUCAAAACUCUAUUCUUUCUUAUUAAUAUUUAUUGAAAUUUAUUUAAUAGUAUCGUUGCAUGUGCUUAUAACCUCUUAAUGUACAGACAAUUUGAGAAAUUAUAAUAUCUGUAAAAAUACUAUUAUCUUAAAAAAAAUGUAAAAUAUCAUUUAUCGUAUCAUAAUUUCUGAUGAUAUUCAUCAGAUAAUACAUGAUCACAGACAAAAGAUAAAUAGCCUACUGAAGUAUGUCGGAUAAAUUGACUUUAAAUAUAGUAUAACUGUGUCGCCAGUUUUCAUUUGACGUUGCAGUAAUUAGCGUCGGACAUGAAUUAUUCUGUUGCAGCUUGAACUUUUUAUAUACUAAUAAUAAAAAUCGCUAUUAAAAUUGAUUAACGUGACGCAUUAAAUAGGUAUCAAACAUUGUACAUAAUUCAUAUAAAAAUGUUAUAAUUAAUGCAACUUUUAUUAACGCUAAGUUCCAGUGCGUGAUCUUAUUAUCGUCACACACUAACCAAUUAUUCUAAUACUAAAUAUUACUUAAAAUGAGUUAAUGUAAAUAUACAGAUAGUACAUAAGACGUGACAAGUCUCUCGCAGGUAAUGAUCACUUACAGCCACGUGGUCGAUUUGGGCUGUUUGCGUUCCUGCUGUCGAUAAGAACGUCUUUGUAGUUCUUGUACAAUUUUCAUGAAUCUUUGUAUUGCAAUAUUAGGUUAUACAGAGUGUAUAUAAUAAUUUACAUCGUACAAACGAUUGUAAAUACGUAUAUAUUUACAACUUACAAUUCAUUAAAGAAAUUCUCGUAUGUAUAACGUUAUGCCUAACUAUUUCUUACAAAGUAUAUAAAUGAAAAAAUAAAAUAAAAAAAUGAUCUCGAAUAGUCGAAUUUUUAACGAUACAAAUUGAUUUUAAGUCUAUAUAUUUAACCCUAAUAUUUCAUAAGACAAUUUAUUAAUAACUUUGUACCUAAUUAUUGAUAACAAUAAUCAAGGGAAAAAACUAAAAUGUUUGAAUAUAAAAUGUUAUCACGUCACUUUUAUUUAACAAAGAUUUUUAUAUUAGUGUUUAAGAAUCGCUUGUUAUUUAAAGCGGAAAUCCGUCGCCGACUUACAAACUUAUGGGUAAAAUGUCUGUCUUGUACAACUUUGCAAGUGUUUUGUGAGACAAAAAAACUAUGAAGAAGAUAUUGAGAAUUCGUAAUAUUAACCACAUAUUGUAGAUGAAUAGUGAUUUAACAAUCGUGUCAGUCUGUUAACGACAAUUAAAAAUGAAAUUAAUGUUGGAGUGCGCACAUUUAUGAAAACUUGAACAAACAAAAACUUUACCAGAUAACAAAUAAGGUAAAAUGUAAUCUUCAAUGUGCGUUGAGCACAGAUCGGGGGAUAAAAAUUAUAAUAUAGAAGAAAUUAUUUAUUUCUCUUGCUCGAUAAUAAUACGAUUUCAUAUACGAAGAAAUUCGUGAAAUUAUUCGGAUUGAUAUUUGAAAUAUUUAAUGAUGUUAUAUGAACAUUGAGUCGUUUCAAAUCGAUUUGUUGCCCGCCUGAAGUGUUAUAAUAUUUUGUAAUAACCAAAUAACUAGCAUUAAAAUUCUAUAAAUGCGUAUGCUGUUAAUUGUAAGGCUAGUAUGGUAAUUUCAUAGCUUUACUUUUAAAUAAAAUGUCCUAAGAAUAUUAUACACUUCGAAUGUCAGUCUGAGACUUUCUUUUUUCAUUUAUCAAUAUCAUCAUUUUCAUUAACUAAUCACGUAAUAAUGAGUACAGUUUAUUGGAUUCUUUUGUACUAUGUUUGAAUCAAUUUAGCUCAUUAAUAUACCCAGUUUAAAUGUUUGCCUUGAUCGUAGACGUCAUCAUAUUUAUUUGAGUGGUCUUUUUUAAGGACACCUAUGAUAUGAAUGAAAUUUUCCUCACUAGGAUCUGUCCUUAUAACGUCGUGUACCUUUCUAAAUUAAGAUUUUUUAUUCGUAGUACUUAUUAUGUUAUUUUAAAUGUUUCUAAUUUUAUUUAAAUUGAAUAAAACUUUUAUUUUUCUCUAAAAGAGGAAGUAAAUUUUAAAUAUUUCUAGUAAUAAGUGAUUACCUGUGAUUUAUAUUAUCGUAAUGAAUCUUGUGCGACAAGACUUUGUUUUUUAUUGAUGUUGUAGUAAGAUUGAAUUAUUUUAAAAAUAUUAAUUUAUGUUUUUAUUAUUAAAGAGAUUUUCAUUAAAUUAUAACUAUUUAACUAAAAAGACUUUUCGUCUAGAAUAAUAUUGAUUUCCUAAUUGUACUCAAUUAAUUAUGCGUAAUUUUAUUUCUCGACUAUUUACGUUUAUUAACGAUUAACAAUUAAAGAUGUAUUACUAAUCUUUAUGUGUGUAUUUAAAAAAUGGCAAUUAUUCUAUUAUCGUGUUAAGUUGAUCUCCAUUUAAAUAAUUUGCUGAAAAUAUUUUUGUUACAUUUAUAUAAAAAUACUUUUAUUUAGAAUACGAUCUAUUUACUAGAUACAAAUAAAGAUAUAAAUAAUUUUUUCAUCGCCUGGAAUUGUAAAAUAUUGACGAAAAAAAAAUGGUGUACUUACCAAGAAACUAGCUCACGAAAACGAUUUCGAGAAAACGUAUUGUUACGUCUCGAUUUUUAUUCCGCUCGCUGUUAAUAACUUUAUAAUAAGCAAUUAUUGUAUUAGGAAUAACAAUAGUGUAAAGGAAGACACAACGUGUUUUUUUGCUUAAUUCGCUUAGAUAUAUGUCUUAGAGCAAAAAUCUCUUCUGCGCAUAUUGUUUUUAUUAUUAUUAACAUUUAGACUAUAAGGAAAUUAACAAUUCUUAACUAGCGGGUGGUAAUAAUAAUCGUUUCGUAUAAGCAUCUUCCAAUUUGGUCCAUACUUUAUAUUAUAAGACAAAGAUCAACUGUUCGGGUAAUGAUCGUUGAAAGGUUGAGCAUAUUGUAAAAUUAUGUACUUAAUAUUUAUUGCAAUAUAGUAUAUACAAUGGCAUGUAGCGUUCCAUCAAUUUUAUUAUUGGAUGUUCAAAAUAAAAACAUUACAAUGA
Vanessa atalanta (red admiral) is the source of this 6035-nucleotide messenger RNA. RefSeq names its product protein FAM13A-like. The record is from RefSeq and is a predicted model, not a curated record. The coding region runs from base 845 to 2446 and encodes 533 amino acids. The transcript has 11 exons. Lineage: Eukaryota; Metazoa; Arthropoda; Insecta; Lepidoptera; Nymphalidae.